AUGGCGCCCUACUUCAUGAGGAACCUCGUUCCCAAACGGCAGCGCACCGAACAUGAAUUGACUCUUUGGCAAGCCCUGAUGUCGAUAACGCCCGUCCAAUGGGCACUCUUCUGGUCUGGAUGGCUUGCCUGGACAUGCGACGCGAUCGAUUUCUUCAGUGUAUCUCUCAGCGUCACGCACCUCGAAGACCAAUUUGGCAAGAGCGCGCACUCCAUCACAACCUCCAUAACCCUCACCCUUCUCUUCCGUUCGGCCGGCGCCGUCAUUUUCGGCAUGCUAUCCGACCGUUACGGCCGCAAAUACCCACUCAUCUUCAACCUGCUCCUUUGCGCCGCUUUCGAGCUUGGAGCCGGAUUCGUCCAGACGUUCCCUCAGUUUCUCGCCCUCCGGAGUCUCUUCGGUGUAGCGAUGGGUGGGAUCUGGGGAUUGGCUGCCGCGACGGCAUUGGAGAACUUGCCCGUGGAAGUCCGUGGCCUUGCUAGCGGCGUCCUGCAGCAAGGUUACGCCGUGGGAUAUCUCAUCGCCGCCGUCGUCAACCUACAACUCGUGCCUUCGGUACACGUCGGUUGGCGCUCGCUCUUCUGGACCUCAGCCGGCGUAUCCGUCUUCGCCGCGGCGGUUCGCCUUCCUCUGCCCGAGUCCGCGGUCUUCCUACGUGCAAAGGAAGCUGCGCGUGCGAGAGGCGAGACGACUGGAUCCGCCAGCCACAAGACCAAGGUGUUCAUGCGCGAGUCCGGCCGCAUGUUGAGGAAGCACUGGCUCCUGUGUAUCUAUGCCGUCUUGCUCAUGACCGGAUUCAACUUCCUCUCACACGGAUCCCAGGACCUGUACCCGACCUAUCUGCAGACUUCGAAGGGUUUCACCGCUCACGACGCGACCGUCGCGACCAUCAUCGGCAACUGUGGUGCCAUUGCGGGUGGCGCGAUCGCCGGCUGGAUCUCGCAGUACAUCGGGCGGCGACUCACGAUCGUCAUCUUCGUGCUCAUGAUCGGCGCCUUCAUUCCGCUCUGGAUCCUGCCUUCGAGUUUCUCCGCGCUCGCGGCCGGCGCGUUCUGCAUCCAAUUCGGCGUGCAAGGCGCAUGGGGCGUCAUCCCGAUUCAGCUCGCGGAGAUGAGCCCGCCCGCGUUCCGUGCGACCUUCCCCGGCGUGGCGUACCAGCUCGGAAACAUGGUCAGCAGCGCCAGCGCGCAGAUCGAGGCCACCGGAGGCGAGAAUCUCCGCACGCACAUCAUCGUCGACGGCAAGCGGAAGGAGGUACCGGAUUACGCGACCGUGCAGGGCAUCCUCAUCGGCGUCGUCGCGGCGUUUGUGAUCAUCAUCACCAUCAUCGGCCCCGAGAACCACGGAGCGCACUUUGAAAAGGGCAAGACGGCGUUUGAGGAGGGUGCCGGCAACGAUGAGCUCGUGGAAGAUGACGGCGCGGAGGUCCAGGAGCACCGUAUUCGGGAGAAGGGCGCCAGGGAUAGCACGAGCGACGGCAGCGUCAGGGUCGAUGAGGGCGCGAGCAAGGAGGCCGUCUGA
This is a messenger RNA of Punctularia strigosozonata HHB-11173 SS5, 1521 nucleotides long. RefSeq names its product carboxylic acid transporter. The record is from RefSeq and is a predicted model, not a curated record. The coding region runs from base 1 to 1521 and encodes 506 amino acids. The transcript is spliced from 5 exons. Gene Ontology annotation, molecular function: secondary active monocarboxylate transmembrane transporter activity. NCBI's taxonomy places the organism in Eukaryota, Fungi, Basidiomycota, Agaricomycetes, Corticiales, Punctulariaceae. Gene Ontology annotation, cellular component: plasma membrane. Gene Ontology annotation, biological process: plasma membrane lactate transport.